Molecule: messenger RNA, 645 nt
Organism: Vigna umbellata (rice bean)
Lineage: Eukaryota; Viridiplantae; Streptophyta; Magnoliopsida; Fabales; Fabaceae
Source: RefSeq, a predicted model, not a curated record
AUGAAGAGAGACAGAGAAGAGGGUGAGUUAGACAACAUGGCUAACUGUCUGAUGCUAUUGACCAAAGUUGGUGAGAGUGAAGCCAACGCAACAUCUAAGGGUAGAGAUAAAAGGGAUGGUGAAAUUGGUGAUUUCAAGUGCAAAACUUGCAAUAGAAGGUUUUCUUCUUUUCAAGCACUUGGUGGGCACAGAGCAAGUCACAAGAAACCAAAGCUCAUGAUCACUGAUCUUUCGUGCCGUCACCAGUUACCUUGUACUCCAACCACCAAACAACAACCUCGGAUGCACCCGUGUCCCAUUUGUGGGCUUCAGUUUGCCAUUGGACAAGCAUUGGGAGGGCACAUGAGGAAACAUAGAACUGCCAUUAAUGAUGGUCUGUUGAAUAGGAGAGAUUCGGAUUCUUUGUCCAUUCUGAAGAAAUCUAAAAAUGGUGGAAGGUUGAAUUUGUGUUUGGACUUGAACUUGAUGCCAUUGGAGGAUGAUGAUCUUAAGCUCAAUCUAAGAACACCCGUUCUCAAUUGUUUCAUUUGAUUGGAAAUUUUGUACUUAUCCAGAUUCUUUUUUUCCUUACACAGUUCUUGUGUGUUUUUUCGUAAUUUAUUAUAUGCAUAUGAACCUACUUGUAGUUCAUUUUGUAGUCGUAUC